AUGGAGACAUCAAUUGAGACGAGAAGAGUGUCUUUGGACGACUUGAAGCAGCACAACACGGCGAAUGACUGCUGGAUAGCUGUUCAUUCCAAGGUUUGGGAUAUUACACAUUUUAUUAAUGAGCAUCCUGGUGGUCCAGAAGUUCUGUUGAACCUCGCUGGUUCUGAUGCCACUGAACUCUACAACGAUGUCCACGCACCAGAUAUUAUCGAAGACCUUCCAAGCGACAAACUAAUUGGCCUUCUGGAAGAAUCCUCAAUCAGUCAUCCAGCACCCAAAACCACAGAGCUCGAUCCCGUACCGCCCCCAACAUCACCAACACAAGCGAACGAAGUCCCCUCGACAUCAAAGACCAAAACAAUACCACCAUUAGAUGCGAUCCUUAGUGCUCCCGACUUUGAAAAAGCAGCGCAAGAGUCACUCUCCGCGAAAACAUGGGCCUUUUACUCCUCUGCUGCGACAGAUCUCGUCACCCAUGGGAAGAAUAAGGAGUUAGUGCGGAGAGUCAUGAUCAGACCCAGGAUCUUGAGGAAUGUUUCGCAAGUGAACUACAAGACCAGUAUUCUUGGGUUCGACAGUAAUACACCGUUCUUUAUUUCUCCUGCUGCGAUGGCGAGACUUGCGCAUCCUGAGGGGGAGUUGGCGCUUAGUCGGGCUGCGGCUAACGAAGGGAUCAUUCAAUGUAUCUCGAGCAACGCCUCCUUUUCGUUAAAGUCAAUCGUCAAAGCGGCUCCAUCAUCACAACCAUUCUUCUUCCAGCUAUACGUCAACUCCAACCACGAAAAGACCGUCGAGCUACUCAAGACAGUACGUGGUCUCGGUGUCAAAGCGAUCUUUGUCACAGUUGAUGCGCCUGUUCCUGGGAAGCGUGAGGCAGACGAGAGAGCUGCGCAGGAACAAACUGUCAAGUCGGCGAUCAGUGGUGGUGAGAGCAGUAAGGAUAAGAAGGGAAGUGGCUUUGGACGUCUCAUGGCGCAGUACAUCGAUAAGUCCUUGUGUUGGGAUGACUUGGCUUGGAUCAGAGAGGCCAGUGGAGGAUUACCUAUUGUGUUGAAAGGUGUUCAAACUGCUGAAGACGUUAUUAAGGCAGCGGAGUAUGGAGUUGAGGGUGUGCUGUUGAGUAACCACGGUGGACGGUCGUUGGACGGGGCCCAAGCAAGUAUCUUGGUGUUGUUAGAAUUGCGAAAGAAUUGUCCAGAGGUCUUUGAUAAGUUGGAAGUCUAUAUCGACGGCGGCUUUGAACGUGGCUCAGAUAUCCUGAAGGCCAUCGCCCUUGGAGCUACUGCAGUUGGCAUUGGCCGGCCAUUCCUAUACUCUCUUAUUCACGGCCAAGAUGGUGCCGAGCAUCUUUGCCAUAUUCUUAAGGAUGAGCUUGAGACUUCGAUGCGACUUUGCGGCAUCACGUCACUGAGUGAAGCAAGACCUAGCUUGGUGAAUACGCUGGAUGUUGAUCAUAUGGUGGUUGGUAAUGGCUUCGGGCGUCUGUUGUCGAGGCUGUAG
Molecule: messenger RNA, 1500 nt
Organism: Fusarium redolens
Lineage: Eukaryota; Fungi; Ascomycota; Sordariomycetes; Hypocreales; Nectriaceae
Product: FMN-dependent dehydrogenase-domain-containing protein
Exons: 5
Coding region: 1-1500 (499 amino acids)
Molecular function (GO): heme binding; oxidoreductase activity
Source: RefSeq, a predicted model, not a curated record